This is a messenger RNA of Trichoderma harzianum CBS 226.95, 495 nucleotides long. RefSeq lists its product as hypothetical. NCBI's taxonomy places the organism in Eukaryota, Fungi, Ascomycota, Sordariomycetes, Hypocreales, Hypocreaceae. The record is from RefSeq and is a predicted model, not a curated record. Bases 1 to 495 code for a protein of 164 amino acids. The transcript has a single exon.
AUGGCCAACGAAUCCAGUCCAGUUUCCAUGCCGCGCUCUUUUCGUGGCAUCAACCAUUUGAAGUUGGCAUGUUUUUCUGUCCAAAAGACCCACGACUUCUACACCAAAGUCUUUCCGUUCACUCCUCAACCUCGCUGGGACCACUUCACCCCCGAUCACAAACUAUUCGCAAAGAUGUUCCGUUAUGAACCUACUGGGUUGAUAGUCGAGGUCCGCUAUGAACCAGCCCAAGCAGAGGCGCAAAGAGGGUGGGAUCCCGUCACGUAUGGGGUCGCCACCCGCAAAGAUCUCGACGAGUGGGCGGCGUGGCUCGACUCAAUGAAUGUUAAGCGAAGUCCUAUUUUCAUGGGCAUUAAGUCGUGGGUAUUGGCUUGCGAAGACCCAGACGGGAAAAUAGUACGCCUUAAUGUUGAGGAUGAAGAGCAUGAAUGGACUGAUAAGCCCGAUCGAGAUGAAUACUGGCUUGGAAAUAUUCAGGCUGAUCCAUCAGCAUAA